AUGCCGUUAAUCAACGAAUCGCAUGACUCGCUGCCAUAUAUCGACGCAGCGCCCACUGCGUCCGCGCGAGCGCAAGCGCAGCAGCUCAUCAACGCAGAGCUAUCCCCAGAGCACGCCUCCACAAUGCACCCCUGGAUACCGGAAGCGCCAGAACCCAAAUUUUCUCAAUUCAUGCAACAAGAAAUUUCGCGCAAAGCGCAAGGAGCACCUCUCACAGGAGGAAUCGAUCUAUCCCGUUACGAAGCACCAGAGGCACCAACUCCCACACCAGACACCGAGACACCCGAUCUAGCCAAAUCGGGCCAGAUUUUACAACAGGCAUAUGUGUCAUGCUCGUACUUGUCCGAGCGCAACAAGAGCCUGGGUCUGCUGGAAGAGUAUGGCAAGAACGCUUGGCUGGUUGGUAAUUCGCAGCUUGAGGAAGUUCUCGGCUCUCUUGAGAAGGAGUUGGCAGAGACGAAGGAGGCUUCUGAGGAGGUGAAUAAGCAGAGAAAAAUUGCACAGGAGGCGAGCCAAGGUGAGCUAGUCAGUCUGGAAGAGACGUGGAAGCGUGGCCCUGGGGCGAUUCUCAAUGUUGAGUUGGCAUCUGAGGGUCUGCGCAGGCAGAAUCUUGACUACAGGCGCCAAAUGGCUCAGCAGCAGGCUCGCUAA
Messenger RNA from Penicillium coprophilum, 651 nucleotides. Its product is annotated as pre-mRNA-splicing factor SPF27 family protein. Gene Ontology annotation, cellular component: precatalytic spliceosome; catalytic step 2 spliceosome; Prp19 complex. The transcript is spliced from 2 exons. The record is from RefSeq and is a predicted model, not a curated record. Bases 1 to 651 code for a protein of 216 amino acids. Lineage: Eukaryota; Fungi; Ascomycota; Eurotiomycetes; Eurotiales; Aspergillaceae. Gene Ontology annotation, biological process: mRNA processing.